AUGACUCCAAUAGCACUGACCUCAGUGGAGAGAAGGAUGGUGGCUCCAUUCACUGAGAUGGAGCCUGUGGGCAGCAGGUUGGCGGGGGUGGAGAUCAGUUCUGAACGUGUUGACUUUCAGAUGAUUAAGCAUCAAAGCAUCAGUGACAGCCAUCCACUGGAUGGAUCUGUUGGGACCCAGAGCAUCCAUGUCAAUGCCUUUCGAGGUAUGGUCAGCAUCCAAGUCAACAAUGUUUUGAUUGAAUGGGAUGGAAUCUUGGACUACGAGAAUGCCCUUCUGGUGGCUAAGCUGUUUAGCAAGAUGGCCUGUGUCCUAGCCAAGAUGGAUGAAGGUCCAACUUUGGACGAUAUUAUUAGUAAGGCCCUGGACCACCAGGCUUUAAAGCAUUAUCCGUCCACUCGAGGCCUGACCUACACUGUUUUACUCAGCCGGGUCAAGAACUUAACCCAGUAUGAAGUGCCCAUCAAGGACGUGUGCCGACAGGUCCCCACCUACUUUGUCCAAGAGCAAAAAGAAGGUACUGCACUGGCUAUUGACCCCAAUUCCUGUUUCGAAGUCCAAAUUCUGUCCUUCCUGAGACUCUCCAUCUGUGGGGCGCUCCCUGGGUUCUGA
This is a messenger RNA of Delphinapterus leucas (beluga whale), 612 nucleotides long. Its product is annotated as gastrokine-3-like. The record is from RefSeq and is a predicted model, not a curated record. Lineage: Eukaryota; Metazoa; Chordata; Mammalia; Artiodactyla; Monodontidae.